This is a messenger RNA of Eublepharis macularius, 5500 nucleotides long. RefSeq names its product cytochrome P450 2J2-like. Gene Ontology annotation, molecular function: heme binding; oxidoreductase activity, acting on paired donors, with incorporation or reduction of molecular oxygen, reduced flavin or flavoprotein as one donor, and incorporation of one atom of oxygen; iron ion binding. Gene Ontology annotation, biological process: xenobiotic metabolic process; arachidonate metabolic process. The coding region runs from base 322 to 1806 and encodes 494 amino acids. Lineage: Eukaryota; Metazoa; Chordata; Lepidosauria; Squamata; Eublepharidae. Gene Ontology annotation, cellular component: cytoplasm; intracellular membrane-bounded organelle. The transcript has 9 exons. The record is from RefSeq and is a predicted model, not a curated record.
AAGGACAGUUGCCUGCUAUCCCAAAACAAAGGUCCUGGGCUGUUAUUGUGCCUUAAAAAUCUUCCUGGAAUUAGAAAGUGGAGCUUUGGUGACAGGAGAAUAAACAUUAUUGAGAUCACCUGCUAGACCUACAUGCCAAGCUGCAAUUAAAGGCACAGGAGAGAAACAUAAAAAAGAACUGGCAUUAGUAAAUUAGCAAAUAUUUGAAAUGCCCAUAUAAGGACAGCUCAAGAGCAUAUUUAAGUGCAGCUUUUCAACAGGCUACGACAGAAGAAGAGACAAAAGGGCUGGCGUUGACCUGAGGGACCCUAUUGAAGGAAGAUGCUCCCUCUGUUUCCAGUCUUCCUGGGUCUCUUAGCUGUCCUCUUGGCCUGGCAUUUUCUGAAUGUCCAAAGAGCCAGAAGCAAACUCCCUCCUGGACCCGCGCCGCUUCCCAUCAUCGGCAACUUGGGGUUGCUUGGCUUUCAGAUCCACCAUGAAACUUUGCUAAAGAUGGCCUCAACAUAUGGAAAUGUCUACACCAUCUGGCUGGGACACACCCCUAUAGUUGUGCUGAACGGAUUCCAAGCUGUGAAGGAAGUUCUGAUCAGCCGUUCUGAGGAAUUUGCCGAGCGACCGGUCCCCAGUUUCCUCCGUGAUCUAAUAGGCGACGCACACGGUAUUCUUUUUUCCAACGGCCACCCGUGGAAGCAGCAGAGGCGAUUUAGCCUGAUGACUCUGCGGAACCUGGGCCUGGGGAAGACGAUCCUGGAGGACAGCAUUCGGCAAGAGGCUAGCGGCAUAAUCCAAGCCUUCACACGAGAGAACGGAAGACCCAUCGAUCCCUACAGCUUCCUCCUUUCUUCUGUUAACAAUGUGAUUGCCAGCAUGCUAUUCGGGCAUAGCUUUUCUCCCGAGGAGACUAUCUUUCGCCAAAUAAUUGAAGGCUCUAGGGCCUUGGAGGAAUUCGGUGGGAAGUUGUGGGCAAGACUCUAUGAUGUCUUUCCAAUGGGUGUGGGGCCCUUGAAACCUAUCCUGAACAAAUCACUGCUAGCAUUGAGGCACUGGAAGAAACUGCAAAGAAUUAUAGAGGAGGAGGUUCAGGAACAUCAGAAGAGCUGGACGUCUGAAGAGCCACGGGACUUCAUUGACUUAUACCUUGCCCAAGUAGAGAAAUGUAAAGAUGACCCCACCUCUACAUUUACAAACACCAACAUGGUGCAAGUGGUCAUCGAACUCUUCACAGCUGGCUCAGACACCUCCACCGUUGCCUUAUACUGGGCACUGCUCUACAUGAUGGAAUACCCAGAGAUACAAGAACAAGUCCAAAAAGAACUAGACACUGUCCUGGGAUCGUCCCAUGUUAUCCGCUAUGAGGAUCAGAAAAAACUACCCUUCACCAAUGCAGUGCUCCAUGAAACUCAGAGGGUCAGCAGCCUGUCCGCAUUGGGCAUCAUGCACAAGAGCAUCAAGGACACAAACAUAAAGGGAAUGCCCAUUCACAAGGGUGUCAUCGUUAUGCCAAACAUCUUCUCUGUCCAUUAUGACCCCGAGCAGUGGGAGACACCGCGCAAAUUCAACCCAGGUCAUUUCUUGGAUAAGGAUGGGAAUUUCAUAAAGAAAGACGCUUUCAUACUCUUCUCAGCAGGAGUCCGGGUGUGUUUGGGGGAGAAAAUGGCAAGAACAACGCUCUUUAUCCUCUUUGCCAGCCUGCUGAGGGCAUUCCGGUUCCAGCUGCCAGAAGGGGUGAAGGAAAUAAACAAAAAGCCCAAACUGGGACUUGUUAUGGCUCCGCAGCUGUACAAGACAUGCGCUAUUCCCCGCUAGACUGCAUGGCAUUUGGCAGCUUAUUUGGACUGGAAAUUCCUCAGGAUAGGAGCCUUAAAAAAAAACACUGUAUUCUACCAAUCACCAUGUAGUUUUAACCUACGUAAAUAAUAAUCUGAGAGUGCAGAUAUGCUACAAACUUAUAUCUGCUUUACAUCGCUAUGAUUGCUAUGGAUUUUCCCAAAUGUAUUUGAUUGAUGAUGUUGAGAAUUCUCUUUUGGAAUAUGGAAUUACAUUUUCCAUAGUUCUCUGGAAAGGAAAUUCCUAUUAAACCAGUUCAGACCUAUAGGCAGAUAUCCACCAUUUAUUUAACAGGUGUUAACAGGGUUUUUUAAAAUUCCUAAUUAUUAAUGCAGAGGAGUUAGCCGUGUUAGUCUGUAGUAGCAAAAUCAAAAAGAGUCCAGUAGCACCUUUAAGACUAACCAAUUUUAUUGUAGCAUAAGCUUUCGAGAAUCAAGUUCUCUUCGUCAGAUGCAGCCGUGUAGAAAGAGAGGCCAUAAACAGCCUCCAAAAUAAUUCUGGCAUCGUAAUCAAGGAAGCUGACAAAGGCGGAGCAGUUGUCAUCAUGGACAAACAAAAUAAUAUACAAGAAGCAGAAAGACAACUCUCCAACACAACAUUCUAUAAAAUACUACCUUCUGACCCCACGGAGCAAUACAAAAGGGAACUCAAUAAAAUAUUAAAAACACUCCCCAUGGACAUACAAGAAUGCAUCCAUACAGACACACCCCAGGAACCACGACCAGGAAGAUUCUACCUACUACCCAAAAUCCACAAAACAGGGAACCCAGGAUGCCCAAUUGUUUCAGGAAAAUGCACCAUCACAGUAGGAGUCUCAGGAUACAUGGACUCUAUCCUCAGGCCCUAUGCCACCAGAACACGCAGCUACUUACGGGACACCACAGACUUCCUCAGGAAAAUACAGUCCAUUGACAACCUACCAGAUGACACCAUCCUAGCAACCAUGGAUGUGGAGGCCUUGUACACCAAUAUCCCACAUGCAGAUGGACUGCAAGCCAUACGGAAUAUUAUCCCAGACAAAACCACAGCAAACCUCGCCACUGAACUUUGUCACUUCGUACUCACUCACAAUUACUUCAAAUUUGGUGAUAACUUAUAUCUACAGGUGAAUGGCACAGCCAUGGGCACACGCAUGGCACCACAAUAUGCUAACAUAUUCAUGGCGGACUUAGAGCAACGCUUCCUCAGCUCCCAUCCACUGGAACCACUACUAUACUUAAGAUUCCUGGAUGACAUCUUCAUCAUUUGGACCCAUGGGAAGGAAGCCCUUGAGAGAUUUCAUCAGGACGUCAAUAACUUUCACCCUACUAUCAACCUAAGCCUGGACCACUCUACACAACAGGUACACUUCCUGGACACCCCUGUACAACUACAUAAUGGACGAAUAAAUACCACCUUAUACCGGAAACCAACAGACCGAUACUCAUAUCUACAUGCCUCCAGCUUCCACCCUAAACAUACCACCCGGUCUAUUGUCUACAGCCAAGCCUUACGUUACAACCGUAUCUGCUCCAAUGCUCUCAACCGAGACUCACACUUAAGAGAUUUACAACAAGCAUUUUUGAGACUACAGUACCCACCAAAUGAAGUGAAGAAACAAAUCAACAGGGCCAGACUAGUACCCAGAAACAGUCUGCUCCAGGACAAACCUAAAGGAACUAACAACAGAACACCACUGGUUGUCACCUAUAGCUCCCAGCUCAAACCCAUCCAACGUAUCAUCAGUGAGCUACAACCCAUCCUGGAAAAUGAUACCUCUCUCUUAGAAGUCCUGGGUGGAAGACCUUUCCUUGCCUACAGACAGCCCCCCAAUCUUAAACGACUUCUCACUUACAAUCAUGAAUCGGCCAGCAGAGUCACCAGCACAGGUACCAGGCCCUGCAACAGACCCAGAUGCCAGCUCUGCCCCUAUAUCUACCCAGGGAAUACAAUUACAGGACCCAAUGGCAUCAACUACACUGUCUCUGGCUCUUACAGCUGCUCAUCCUCCAAUCUGAUAUAUGCCCUCAUGUGCCAACAAUGUCCUUCUGCUCUGUACAUUGGACAAACCAGCCAACCUCUACGCAAAAGAAUAAAUGGACACAAAUCUGACAUUAGAAAUGGAAACGUCCAAAAACCAGUGGGAGAACACUUCAAUCUACCAGGACAUUCCACCAAAGACUUAAAGGUCGCUGUGGUUCAACAGAAACCUUUCAAAAACAAAAUCCAAUGGGAGGCUGCUGAAUUGGAAUUCAUAUGCAAAUUUGACUCUGUCAAGCUGGGACUGAAUAGAGACUAUGAAUGGUUAUCACAUUAUCACAGGUAACAGAUUCCCUUUACAGAGGCGUGGUCUGGGGGAGCCCAGUGACGCCUGGGGACCACAGUUCUCUUUGUCAGAUGCAGCUGGCAGGGAGACCACAGUUCUCUUUGUCAGAUGCAGCUGGCAGGGAGAGCUGUGGUCAUCGAAGGCUUAUACUACAUAGGAAUUGGAUACUUUCACUGCUACAAACUAAUACGGCAAACUGACUGCACACCAAAAGGAGAUGUUUACAUUUCCAAGCAAAGGAAUGUUUUGACUGCCUCCACGCUAAUUGCAUUCUGUCUCCUUGUGAUAUAUGUCCCCUUCUUUCUCCCCUCUCUCCCCUCCUCUUCUGUAUUUGACCAGUUCGGAUCAUGCAUCUGACGAAGAGAACUUGAUUCUCGAAAGCUUAUGCUACAAUAAAAUUGGUUAGUCUUAAAGGUGCUACUGGACUCUUUUUGAUUUUGCUAAUUAUUAAUGGUUUGUGUGGGGGCACUUGGUAGAUGGUAGAGAAACUUGGGAGGAAACCUUUUUCAACGACUUGUUUUCUCAAAGCAGCAAAUAUAUUAACUAAAUAAACUUUUUUAUGUGGACGGUGUAGCAUUUACAGCUACAAACUCCAAGGAGUCAAUUAGUUUGCUUCAUGGAAUUAAUCUUUUUGGAUCAAUUGCUGGUUAUAAAAUAAACUUGGAGAAAUGGGGUUAAUAUGUCAUUGGUAGAUAAGGAAUUUAUCCUGGCACUCUCAGGUGCCUCAAGGAAAAUUGAAAACAUUAGAUACCUAGGUAUCAGUUUUUCACAGGAUGUAGGUAAUCUGGUUAAAAACUUGAACUUUUUAAUUUAUAAAGCAGGGACUAUUUGGGGGGGGGGGGAAUUAUCCUGGCUGGGAAGAACUGCUGCUCUUAAGAUGUAAAUCUUGCCUACAUUUGUAUUCCUAUUUUUGGCUUUACCAAUUUAUUUGUCUCAGGGGUAGUGAAAAAUAUUCAGUCUAUGUUGAAUAAAUUUAUUUGGGAUGGUAAGAAGCCAAGGGUUUAUACGAAAACUGUACAAGUACUAUACGUGAAAGGUUUAGCUGCCCUUAACAUAGUUAGAUAUUAUUGGAAGUGUUGGCAUAUUGGUUUUGUGAAGGAAACAAUGGUCCUUGGAAGGUCGAGCAGAAAGGAGUAUCAUCGUCUUCCUUGAAUAGAUUAUUUAGCAGGAUAAAAAAUCAGAGGGUUGUAUCUUUCUCAAACCCAAUAAGGGAAGUAUGAACUGAUAAUUGGGAUAGAUACUUUAAAAGUUUGGGGCUCAAAGGUGUUAUAAAUUGUAUGUUGUUACACCGCCCUGAGCCCGUCCAAUGGGGAGGGCAGUCUAGAAAUGUAAUAAACAAACAAAUAAAUAAAUAAAUAAAUAAAUUGA